Messenger RNA from Dimorphilus gyrociliatus, 1436 nucleotides. Lineage: Eukaryota; Metazoa; Annelida; Polychaeta; Dinophilidae. The record is from the annotation of a GenBank genome assembly.
AAUCACAAUCCACUUUACAAUCUUUAUCAACGCCUUCCAACACGUCACAUAAAUUUACUUGCUUUUGGUAAAUUCUCCUGCAUUGCGCGUUGAGACAAACAAAUAUGGAUCAAGAAUAUGAUGUUAUAGUUUUGGGAACAGGGUUAAAGGAAUGUGUGAUUAGUGGACUUAUGUCUGUUAGUGGAAAGAAAGUAUUACACAUGGAUAGAAACAGCUACUAUGGAGGGGAAUCGGCGUCCAUUACGCCCUUAACUGAUCUGUUCAAACACUUCAAGAAAGAUGAGAAACCUCCAGAAAAUUUUGGUCCAUUUCGUGAUUGGAAUGUUGAUUUAAUCCCAAAAUUCAUCAUGUCGACUGGUCAACUAUCAAAGCUCUUGAUACAUACCGGUGUAACUCGCUAUUUGGAAUUUAAACAAAUCGAGGGUAGUUAUGUAUUCAAGGGUAAAAAGGUCUAUAAGGUACCCGCUACCGAAACGGAAGCUUUAGCAACGAGCCUGAUGGGAAUUUUCGAAAAGAGAAGAUUCAAGAAAUUUCUCUCGUUCGUCGCUUCUUAUAAGGAAGAUGAUCCUAAAACGUGGGAUGGCUCAGAUUUACAGAAAAUGACGAUGCAGGAGUUAUUCACAAAAUUCGGAUUGGACAGUAACACUGCCGAUUUUACUGGGCAUGCUAUGGCACUGCAUACUGACGACAAUUAUCUUAGAGAGCCAGCUAUUCACACAGUCAAGAGAGUCAUCUUGUACUGUGAGUCGUUAGCAGCUUUCAAAAAGUCUCCAUACCUUUAUCCUUUGUAUGGUUUGGGAGAGUUGCCCCAAGGAUUUGCGAGAUUGAGUGCCGUGUACGGUGGCACAUACAUGCUGAACAAACCCUGUGAUGAAAUCGUAUACGAUAGCGAAGGAAAAGUUUGUGGUGUUAGAAGCGGUGAUGAUAUUGCUAAGUGCAAGAAGGUUGUGUGCGAUCCAUCAUACGUUCCUGACAAAGUUCAAAAAGCUGGACGAGUGGCCAGGAUUAUAUGUAUCAUGAAUCACACAAUUCCCAAUACCAACAACAGCACCAGUUGUCAAUUGAUUCUGCCCCAAAAUCAGCUCAACCGAAAGCACGAUAUCUACGUUUGCAUGGUUUCCAGCGUCCAUAAUGUAGCUCCGAAGGACUACUAUGUCGCUAUGGUUUCAAGUAUGGUUGAAACAAAUGAUCCUGAAUGUGAAUUGAAACCUGGUUUAGAUCUGCUGGGCCCUAUUCUGAGGAAGUUUGUCAGUAUUUCAGAUGUUUACGAACCUAAAGACGCGGGAGAAGAGAAUGGUCUUGUUAUUUCUAAAAGCUACGAUGCCACAACGCACUUCGAAACGGCUUGUCAAGACAUUUUGAGCAUGUAUAAGCGAAUAACAGAAAAGGAGUUCGACUUUUCCCAGAUUAAAGAUAACAUUCAUACUGAAGAAUAA